ACAAAAUCUUCACAUGCACCGUUUGCGUUUUGAUGUAAGCAAUAAAACGUGCAUUUGUAUCUUUAACGGCGCCCCCUAUAGUGUCAUGUUGUUCUUGCGGUAUUUAUUCACCCAAAACAAACAGCGCCCUCCUGUUGUACGUUUCUGCCAUGAGGCUGUUUCUUUACGAAAACGGUAAACAGAAGAAUGUUAGGAUUAAACUUUUUGUCCCAGCACAUGACAUGAUGACUUCCCAAUCGCGAUUUCACAGUGUAUUCCACACUUCAAAAAGCAAACAAGCGGACUGAAAUAUUUCCCAUUUUGAAAUAUCAAAGUACAUGUAUAUGUUGGCCUAUUUCGUACCAUGCGUGCGACUUGUAUGACUGUACAUGUACACGGCCGGUGUCGAGACAGCCGCCUUUAAGGUACCGAACCUUGAGUUGAAGAUAGAUAUUGCGUGCCAACGGCAUGGUGGGAAGUAUAUUUCAGAGAUUGAGCUCUAUAUCAUAUCAGGCUACGUAUUGUCGCCCAGGUGUCAGUUUCUUCGAGAAUCUACUAAACAGCAGACGUCCCGAAGCUUCUUCUUAUAAGCUGUGAUGAUGGCAUUUGCUCGGUUGCUUGAACACCGACCGGACGAGGAUGACUUUAAACCGGUCAGACCAACUCUCCGCACCAGCCGACCGACCAGCUGGUCCGGCGAGAGAAGACCCUUAUCCAGCAAGUCGAUAGAAACAAAUCAACUACGAAAGAAACGACGACGGCGGUUGGCAACUGAUGGAGAAGUUCUAGAGAAAGGCAAUGCUGGUGGCUCGCAGCACUGGCGCCGACUGACAUGCAAGGCCAUGGUAAGCUGGUCCCAGUUACUGAGACAUCGUUCCGACGACGAAGAUUUCAAGAAAGAAAACAUCAACUUCAGACCCGCCUUUGGGUCUCUGAAGUCACAACAACCGUCCCAAGACAAGCAUCUCACGAGACACGGCAACAAGCGCCAGCCACGUUCUGAGAAAGACAUUCUGUCCUCCUCUCGAAAACACAAGCAGGGUCCGCCGAGGCUGAAGCUCAUCCGGCGCCUCAAGGAACUUGGGGAAGAUGAGGCAGAUAUCGAAGCUCUGUUUGACCAGUGGUUCUUGAAUCGCAAAGAGGAUCUUCGCCCCAGGCGUGGCCAGUGUGCGUGCGGGCAGCAGCGACUGCGCUAUCACUUCCACAUCCUGAACCGACUGACGGGAGGCCGCACGCGCGUCGGUUCAAGUUGCAUUUCCCGCUUCAGGAGGCGCUUUGAGAAAACGAGCCCGAUUGCGGACAAAAACGAGGGAAUCGGAACUCCAUUCGCAAUCGGUCCUGAUGUCGGCACCGGGAAUGGGCAAGGCUGUGAUGACUUUAAGACACCGCAUUCACCCCCUGGAAAUUCUAACACGAAUGCUUUCGAUAAGACUCCGCACAAGGGCAGAUCUACGAACACAUUGAGUAGGAAAGACAAGACCUGGAUCAGACUAUUUUGAGAGUGAUCUAUGUAGUGAGGCGUCUUUUACGAGGCACCGUACAAUUGUCACACAGCCCAGAAAAAUGUAUACAAACGCGCACUCAGUGCCGUGAACGCGCGAAUAUCAGCCCUUUUCUGCCUGCACACCAAAGUGUGCAAUAUGGAGGCCUAGUUCACAACACAGCCGUACACUUGCCAGGCGUUCGGGGAACUUUGGAGAACCUGAUUAAAAUAUUAAAACCAAGAAUAAUAGGAACCUGGGAAUCUUAGGAACCGGGGCAACUUUAGAAAUACAAACUUUGUGAUUACAAUUUAUCAUUGGCAACGUUAUUACUGUUUAUAGAGCUGGAAGUUGAGCCUUCGUUCUAUGAUUUUUGUAACACUUGUUUUGUGAGUUUAGAUUGAGAUUCAGAUCCAGAACUAGUAUUGUAACUGAUUUUGUAAACGAGUAAUCUGUAACAAGUUCAUGAGACCAAACAUAACUUGACUCCUAGUGUUUUGAUUUGUCUGUUUGUCUUGAUUUGUCCUUGGCGUCCUUAAAUCUAAUCAUUUGAGCGGACCUCCUUACUGGCGUACCACUUCAUUUAUAUACAUGUAGCUACAUGAUGUUGCAGUAUAACAUUUACUGCCAAACUAAAUGGGGGCGAUGAUUCAAAUUGAACAUGCUGCGGUGAAGCAGCAGUUUUCUGGAUGAAAACAUGUAAUACAUUUAAAGUUAUGCUGGUCAAAGUAAUUCUAAAAUUAACAUCUGCAAAGUGAUUAUUGCAUAAAACUAAUUUACAGUGGAGUUUUUGUUCUCUGAUAGGCCCUAUGUAUCAAAUGAAAAUGAAUACACUGAAUCUCGUAAAGCUAGAAGAAAAAAAUUCGGAAAUCAAAAAAAAAAUUCCGGGGAACAAUAAUGAAACAUUAGGGGAGAGCAAAUUAACUUCAACAACUCUGAAAUACCUACCAGAUUGCAUGUGGAUUGCAGGUAGAUUAAAAGAUUGCACGUAGAUAUAUCUACAAUCAAUGUUUUGUUUGAUUUUGUUGCUCUCAAUGUCUCAACUAAACUCUCAGAAUUUCCCCCGACUUCAAAUUUACCAAGUGUAAAAAAACUAUCGGCCCAAAUAAAAAUUUAAUAACAUCAUAGGGACACAGUAUUCAAGUGUGAGAAAAUCAUAUAGGAAGCGAUGUUUGGAUAGUCAUGAGGGUUGUCUGCAGUAUGUCUUUAGAGGAGAUUUUGCAUGAAUUUGCUGAUGCCAGAUAGGUACGGGUUGUAUACAAAGCAUGUAAAAGGAACAGCUGCAUUCAAUAAACGUAUCUUG
Molecule: messenger RNA, 2763 nt
Organism: Patiria miniata (bat star)
Lineage: Eukaryota; Metazoa; Echinodermata; Asteroidea; Valvatida; Asterinidae
Exons: 3
Coding region: 576-1478 (300 amino acids)
Source: RefSeq, a predicted model, not a curated record